This is a messenger RNA of Penicillium soppii, 987 nucleotides long. Its product is annotated as isopenicillin N synthase family dioxygenase. Gene Ontology annotation, molecular function: dioxygenase activity. NCBI's taxonomy places the organism in Eukaryota, Fungi, Ascomycota, Eurotiomycetes, Eurotiales, Aspergillaceae. The coding region runs from base 1 to 987 and encodes 328 amino acids. The record is from RefSeq and is a predicted model, not a curated record. The transcript is spliced from 3 exons.
AUGUCAAAUGUCAUUGAUUUGUCUUUGCUGAAGGGAACCCCCGAACAGAGAGAUCAAGUGUCGAAAACAUUGCUACGCACGCUCAAGACCCGUGGAGUGGCCCAGUUGAAGAACCACGGUCUCCCCGAAGAGCUCAUUGCAGAGAUGUUUGACUACACCCGUCGUUUCUUCUCACUUCCUCUUGAAGAUAAAAUGACCUCUAAACACCCACCUGAGGCCAACCUUAACCGUGGAUACAGCUUUGUCGGACAAGAAUCCAUCUCCUCCAUCAGUGGCUACGACAAGGGUCACCCUCAAGGGAAGUCUGUUCGAGAUAUCAAGGAAACACUCGACAUGGGUGCCGCAAACGACAACCUCGUGGACAACAUCUGGAUCGCCGAAGAGAAGCUCCCAGGCUUCCGCAAGUUCAUGGAGGAUUUUUAUACCAGUUGCUUCAAGGUGGAGCUGGAGAUUCUCGACGCGCUAGCCAAAGCUCUCGGUAUCUCAGCACCAGACCUCAGGGCCCUGCACAACAAAGCCGAAAAUGAGUUCCGCCUCCUCCACUACCCAGCCAUCCCCGCAUCCGGGCUGGCCGACGGAACAGCGACUCGCAUCGCAGAGCACACCGACUUUGGCACGAUCACCAUGCUCUUCCAGGAUUCAACGGGUGGUCUUCAAGUUGAAGAUCAGCAGAAUCCAGGAACAUUCCACGGGGUUGAAUCUGGGGGCAAGUCGGAGAUUAUUCUGAACAUUGGUGAUUCGCUACAGCGCCUGACCAAUGAUACCUUUCGUGCUGCAUGUCACCGAGUGACUUAUCCAUCCACUAUCAAGGUUGGAUCUGACGAGACGAUCCCGGAGCGGUACUCGAUUGCAUACUUUGCCAAGCCGAACCGCAUUGCAUCGCUGUUGCCUUUGAAGGAAUUUAUUACUCCUUUGACUCCGUGCAAAUACGAGGAUAUCACGGCUUGGGACUACAACAAUUUGAGAAUCGCCAAGCUGUUCUCUUGA